AUGACUUCCAAUUCGAAUUCCAGUUCCGGUCGCGACCAUGCCCCCCUGCACCCGAGCCAUCUCCGACAAGCCUUUACUCCGUCAUCCUACGGCUCGACGGACGACUCUUCCUCGACUCGCAGCGCACCUUCACUCCACAGCCGCGCCGGGCCCAGCACCGAGCGCCCUACCGAAGCAACUGCUCUGCUAGAGUCAGCACUCAACUUCCGUGAGCCGCCUCACGAAGGCCCAUGUUACCAUGGCGUGUUCUCGCCUCGGCCCACGAGUCCUGUCAACAGUGUCCAGGGAGACCUGUCUACUCCGUCGGGUGACGAAGAACCUGAUGGAACCAUGACCCUGGGGCAGAGGAAAACGAAGAGCUGGAGGACGAAAAUUGCCGCCAAGAUCAAAAGCAAGAAGAUCAGCAGCUCAAGGAGACUCGCGCAACGAUAUGGGGUGGAGGAUUCCGCCUGGAUGUACCUAUCCUACUACAUGCCCGUCCUCAAUUGGGCUCGCGAGUACUCCUGGUCCUACUUCAAAGGCGACUUUGUUGCCGCGCUUACGGUCGCGGGGAUGUAUGUUCCCAUGGCGCUAUCCUUAGCGGACAACCUCGCCCAUGUCCCACCGAUCAACGGCCUCUACUCCUUCGUAUUCAACCCUCUUAUCUACGCUUUGCUGGGCAGCUCCCCAUCUAUGAUUGUUGGCCCCGAGGCCGCGGGAUCUUUGCUCGUCGGUACGGUCAUUAAGGGAGCUGUGGACCGCAAUGGCGGGGAUCAUGAUGCGAUGCUGCAUGCCAAGUUGUGCGGCAUUGUGUCUGGUAUUGCUGGCGCGAUGGUCUUUAUUGCAGGCCUGGCUCGCCUCGGGUUCCUGGACAGCGUCCUCUCCCGUCCCUUCCUCCGCGGUUUCAUCAGCGCAAUCGGCAUCGUCAUCGCCGUCGACCAGCUCAUUCCCGAGCUGGGGCUCAGCAUCCUUGCAGACCAGGAGCAUGUCGGACACAGUAGUAGUGUCGACAAGGUGACGUUUAUUUUCCGAAAUCUGCACAACGUGCAUACUCUUAGCUUCGCCGUCGCGGCAACGAGCUUUGUCGUCAUUAUGGUCUGUCGCGAGAUUAAGCGUCGCUUGCAGCCAAGGUAUCCUGGAGUGGCGUACAUUCCGGAUCGGUUCCUUGUCGUUGUUUUAUCUGCCUUUCUAGCGUACCAGUUCAAGUGGGACACGGCAGGUGUUGCCGUACUCGGGAAGGUUGAGGCAGCAAGUGGGCAUGUGUUCAAGUUCCGUUGGCCGUUGCAGCCGGCUAACCUGCAAUACAUCCGUGACUCGAUGAGCACAUCCUUCUUGAUUGCGUUGUUGGGGUUCUUCGAGUCAUCUGUUGCGGCCAAGAGCUUGGGCGGGGAAGGGUUCGCCGGGAUUCAGUUAAGUCCGAAUCGGGAGUUGGUCGCGCUGGGAGCAGCGAAUCUUGUGGGCGGGUGCUUUGCCAGUUUGCCCGCUUUUGGGGGGUAUGGUAGGAGUAAGAAACCCGUCCUCUCGUCGCUCAUCAGUGUCGUCGCCUGGUCCCUUAUCGAAGAAUGCCCGUACGACAUCCACUUCUUCCUCAAGAUCCGCGCUUGGAAAGAACUCGGCCUUAUGGCUAUCAUCCUGCUUACUACCAUCUUCUUUUCUCUCACUGCCGGCAUGGCCAUUGGUGUUGGCUUGUCCUUGUUGCAAGUCAUUCGCCAUGCGACACGCCCCCGCAUACAGAUCCUCGGCCGGAUUCCUGGUACCGACCGAUUUGAGAACGCUGAGGCGAACCCUGACCGGCUAGAGUUUAUUGAGGGGUGUCUCAUUGUGAAGAUUCCAGAACCACUGACCUUCGCAAACACGGGCGAGCUUAAAACGCGUCUGCGCAGGCUAGAGCGCUAUGGCACCAGUCUGGCUCAUCCUGCUCUGCCUAGGUUGAGGAGAGAAGACUGGAAUAGGAAUAUCAUCUUCGAUAUUCAUGGGGUUACGUCAUUGGAUGGAAGUGGUGUACAAGUGUUGGAAGAAAUUGUGAGAGGGUACAGGGAGAGAAGAGUAAGGGUCAUUUUUAGUCGGGGACCGGGGCCCGACUCGAAGGUUGGGAGGCUGCUCAGGAGGAGUGGUAUCGUUGAGCUGGUUGGAGAGCACCACUUCGUGAACGAUGUGCACGAAGCUUUGAAGUUGACUGAAGCCGAGGAGAUGGGUAGGGCUGACAGGGCAUAG
Molecule: messenger RNA, 2193 nt
Organism: Thermochaetoides thermophila DSM 1495
Lineage: Eukaryota; Fungi; Ascomycota; Sordariomycetes; Sordariales; Chaetomiaceae
Product: putative sulfate transporter protein
Exons: 3
Coding region: 1-2193 (730 amino acids)
Biological process (GO): transmembrane transport
Cellular component (GO): membrane
Molecular function (GO): sulfate transmembrane transporter activity
Source: RefSeq, a predicted model, not a curated record